AUGGCAUCACAAUACCAUUUUAUAUUGAAUGAAAAAAUUCAAUUAAUGAAUCAUAAUAAUGGUUUACCCCCGAUUCGGUCCGAAUCGAUAUGUACCCUUCGACAUCUUACUGGUAAAUGUCCAUUAGCAAAUCAAGCUCGCGAAGACAUUCGAGUAAAUCAUGCAAUACCAUAUGUUAUAAAAUAUCUUCAUACAAAAGAAAAUAAUUGGUCUUUACUUAAAGCAUGUAUUGGUCUUAUACGUAAUUUAGCUUUAUCAUCAAAUAAUUUAACAAUAUUAUGUGAACAUCGAAGUGUAUAUAAAAUAGGAAAAUUAUUUUUUCAAAUGCGAACAAUAUCUGAACGUACUGAAUUAUUUAUAACAACAUUAUUUGUUUUUUCUCGUCAACAAAAUGAAAAACUUCAAAUGAUUAUCUAUGAUCAAAUUAAUAAUUCAGGUUGUAUUGAAACACUUGCUCGAUUUGCAUUGUCAAGUAAUCUUGGUCGAAUUCAACAAAUGUCUAAAGCGAUUUUAGAUGAUUUACGUCAUAGUAAUAAAAUUGAACAUGAAGAAAUAAUCAACGAAGCAGAAAAAUCGAUUAAAAUUGCACAAUUUUUACAAUCUUAA
Molecule: messenger RNA, 606 nt
Organism: Rotaria sp. Silwood2
Lineage: Eukaryota; Metazoa; Rotifera; Eurotatoria; Philodinida; Philodinidae
Source: the annotation of a GenBank genome assembly